Molecule: messenger RNA, 1501 nt
Organism: Drosophila elegans
Lineage: Eukaryota; Metazoa; Arthropoda; Insecta; Diptera; Drosophilidae
Product: methyltransferase-like protein 17, mitochondrial
Exons: 3
Coding region: 74-1468 (464 amino acids)
Biological process (GO): translation
Cellular component (GO): mitochondrial small ribosomal subunit
Molecular function (GO): methyltransferase activity; structural constituent of ribosome
Source: RefSeq, a predicted model, not a curated record
AACAACAAAACGCCGGUAAACUCGUGUUGUUUUGAUUUGUCGGUUACAUAUUAUUAGAUUUAAUUGAACUAAUAUGUUUUCCCUGAAUUACACAACGAGAAACUUGGUGCCUCGAUUGCACCGCUUCACUAGCAAGAUUGCCGUGGACGUGGAGCCAGCGGUGAUCUCUGCCCUGGAGCAGGCCACCCUAAAACCGAGAAAACAUCCCGGCGUGGUGAGGCCCAAUCAUGUGGAGCUGCCCAAAAAAUUGAGUGAUACUCUCAAGCGCAUCGUGGGCGACCAUCCCAUCAAGAAAUUAGUCCACGAUGGCCAGCAGCUUAACGCCUACAUCAAAUCUCGCCACCCGCCACCGACGCUGGAGGAGAUCGAAAACAAAAAGCGGAACAUCAUCGAGGAGGUAAAUUCCAAGAUGUCUCUGGAUCGCCUGGCCACGCUCGACGAGGAGGAGGCGGAGCGAUGGAAGCGCAAGCGGGAGUUGGAGAUCAACAAGCGGCUGGGCCAACGCAUCUACGCCUGGAAGCGGAUCGAGUACGGCGCCUAUGAGUCCCUCGUCUACGCAACAGCUCGUGGUGCCCAGGAGUACGCGGUGAUGAAGCGCGUCCUCACGGAGCUGGCCCAGCGGGACGAUCAGUUUCGGCCGCGCAGCUUCUUUGAUUUCGGAUCCGGCAUCGGCACUGGGAUGUGGGUGGCCAGCGAAUUGUGGCGCGACCACAUCUAUGAGUACUACAACGUGGACAGGUCCAGGGAGAUGAACGAGAUCUCCGAGCUCAUUCUGCGCGAUGGGCAGGAGAACAAGCAGAUAGCCCUGCGCAAUGUAUUCUACCGCCAGUUUCUUCCCGCCAUUGAAACCAACUACGAUUUGGUCAUUAUUUCUCAUACACUUUUUGAGUUGGCCGACAAGGAGCAGCGGGAGGAUGUUCUGCGAAAUCUGUGGCGAAAAUGCGAUGGCUACAUGGUCAUUAUGGAGGAGGGAACUCGUCGUGGCAGUGAGCUUGUCAAUGAGGCCAGACUGUUUCUGUUGGAACAGGAUCAAGAAGGUCACACUGUGGCACCGUGUCCACACGAUAUGAUCUGUCCACGUCUAAGAGAUCUAGCUGAUCGAACGCCCUGCAAUUUUCCUGUUUCCUACGCACCCCUGCGCUUGGGUAGCGACUCUUUGGCGGACCGCCACACCUCCCUCUACAGCUAUGCCAUUCUGAAGAAGGGCCCCCAAGCCGACAGCUCCAGUUCCUGGCCGCGGGUUGUGCGUCCCACGUUGGUUAGGUCAAAGCAUGCCAUCUGCCGGGUCUGCACUGAAGGGGGCAAUCUCCAAGAGGUCAUCUUUACAAAGUCCAAGCAUGGAAAGUCUGCGUAUUCUUGUGCAAAAGUCAGUCGUUGGGGUGACCGCUUGCCCAUGUCGCUGGGACAGCCUCAGGUCAAUACCAAAUCCACGGAAUCAUCCACCACAGAACAACCUGUCUUGGCGUAGUUAAAACUGUUAAAUAAAUAUACUAGGCAUAAA